This is a messenger RNA of Corythoichthys intestinalis (scribbled pipefish), 5417 nucleotides long. RefSeq names its product zinc finger protein ZFP2-like. The record is from RefSeq and is a predicted model, not a curated record. Lineage: Eukaryota; Metazoa; Chordata; Actinopteri; Syngnathiformes; Syngnathidae. The transcript is spliced from 5 exons. The coding region runs from base 395 to 2620 and encodes 741 amino acids.
UUAAUUUUUCAUGACCUACGAAUCCAGGCCUUUCCGCUCACAGGACGUUUGAAAGUUGUAGUCUGAAAGUUUUUGAAUAUGAAUGAACGAAUCAUUUCGUAAAACGUGCCCGUACAGCGUGACCUGCAACUAGGGCGUUACGUCAUCAGUAUGCGCUGAACAACGGAAGGACCCACGAGCGAUAACUUUCUUGACUGUAAACAAAAUCAUUUUGAGUAUCGUCGGAAAAUCACCGCUCAAUUAGCGAACGCUAACAUGUUUUAAAAUAAGUGAACGAUAUUUGAACUGAUGUAGACUGACGUAGUUUUAAACUCCAACGACGUGUGAAAAGACAAGUUGAUUUCUCAAAAAGUGGCUACAUUCGAUUUACCCACUGGAUUUGAAAGGCAAUCAAAUGAAUACAGGUGUCCAACUUCCUCUUUCGUCCCUGCGCCUGCUGGUAUCACCAGUUCAGCUUGUCUCUGCGGCAAUCUGGCAGACAAUUGAGCAACGAGUUGAGGCUGAUUAUGGGAUGGUCGAGGAGUUUGUUUCUGUGGUUACAGACACCGUGCCAGAGCUGCUUACCAACUCUCAGCGAACCCAACUCCUCCUGGGCCUUAGAACGCGGAAAGGUUGUCCCAAUGAGUCCCGCCCGUCAUACAACGAGGCUCUCAAGUCCCUCAUGGAGAUAUUGCUGUCCAGACUGGAGGGAUUUCUUCCUGGGCAAACCUUCAAACAGGUCGCCUCCACUUGUGAUGAGGUGUCCUCUGCUCUGGGAGAAUGCUUGAAGUCCAUGCACGGCUAUGAUGAGCUCAAAACCGUGCUUCAUUAUCAUAAGAACCAAAGCCAACAUAAACACAUAAAUAUUCCUUCAGAUGAUAUCUCUGCUCCCGAGCGUGCCGCAGUUAAAGAUCAUUGCUUUCAGGAGACCACGACAUUCACAGCUUCUCCAAAUGAAGAAUCUAUAUCAGACACUGCAGAUCAGCUCGGGAGAGAGAGUGACGAAUCUUACGAAACUGACGAAUGGGAUUCAGAAGAAACCACGGACAAGGAAGACAACACUGACGUCCCUGGUCCUAAAAUGGAUAGCUGCGCUCAAGGAAAAACACUUGACGGAUGCUCACCAUCUCGACCUGUUCGUUCAAACCGAGGUCUUAAAAUGAAAAUGAUUUUGAUGGAAGAAAAAAAAGGACUUAACGGUGAAGAAAAUCGCCCAGUGGAAAAAAACCCUCCCAGUCAAAUACAAGCGCCGAUAACGAGUACUCCCGAUUCUUCAGAUAACAAAGACGACGGAGGCGAAUGCUCGUCUUGGUCUUUCUACACGGAUGAUGACUCUCUGAGUCUCAGUUCAUGGUCAAGGAACUCUACCCUCUCGGAUGACGACGUACCCGAAGUCACACGUGACAGCUCAUCUCCGAUCUCCUUACACGAGGACACUUCUGACAUAGAAACAUAUAAAGCUAUCCCCAUAAAGAAGGUCCCUCGCCGAAGCGGUCCUUCCAAAAAACCCCGUAAAACCAAAUGCUUCAUCUGUAACGAGCAAGUGAGCACCAACUUAGACCACCAUAUUAAAACAAUCCACUUCCCAAACGGUGACUACACCUGCCACAAAUGCAACACCAGGUAUAAAAGUCUCGCAUCUCUCAGGACGCAUUUAGUCAAAACAUGCUACGACCAAGCUCAGCAGCAGUUAGCGCUUUACAAGUGCGACCUCUGCGAAAAGGGCUUCAGGUACAAGGUAUCGCUAGACGCCCACAAACAGACUCACAACGAACUCUACUGCAGCGUAUGCCGGAAGGUCUUAAAAGAUGCGGCAACUCUUGAAAGACACAAAGCUUCCCACACCCAAACCGGCUUUCACUGCACCCGUUGCGAGGAAACCUUCCCUGGUUUUAAACCCUUGCGCAGCCAUUACAACCACUUCCACAAUCUUAGCAAACCCUUUCAGUGCAAAUGUUGCUCCAACACGUACUCCAAACUGGAGUAUUUAAUCCGACACGAAUGGAGGAGCAGCGGUCAUUUACCGUUCCAAUGCAAUAUUUGCAGUAUGAGAUUUAAAAACGACAGCACUCUGGUUUCGCACCAAAGGGUUCACACGAAGGAGAAACCCUACCUCUGCGGAGAUUGCGGCAAAACCUUCUCCCAAAGAACCAAUUUUCUACGCCACUACCGUUUCCUCCACGGCGAUUCUAAAAACGAAAAGAAAUACUUCUGCACGGUUUGUCAGUCGUCCUUUAAAGCGAAAGGAGCGCUUACGAAGCACCAUAAAAAGAAACACCUCAAGGAACUCGUCCGCCAUCUCUGUCCGUAUUGCGGGAAGACGUUUUCCGCCUCAGCUAUCGCUAGGCAUAAAUUGUUACACACCGGAGAAAGGCCUUUGAAAUGCAGCGUUCCCGGUUGUGACAAAUCUUUCUUGUCAGCUCCCGAGAAGAAAAGACAUGUUCUCAUGCACCACUCCACCGAACGACCCUUCAAAUGCGAUACCUGCGGAAAGGGCUUCAUCACCGUCGGUUUUCGGAAUGCGCAUAGUAAAGUACAUUUGGGCAAGAGGCCGUUUCAGUGCUACAUCUGCUUCAAGGCUUUCCCAAAGCUCUACAAUUUGAUUAGGCACAAACAGCUCGUACAUGCAAUUUCAAACUAGAAAAUUAGCCAGACUUUUGGAGGCGGCACGGUGGCUGAGUGGUUAGUACGUCUGCCUCACAGUUCUGAGAUGAAGGGUUCAAUCCCAGGCUUCGGCCUUCCUGUGUGGAGUGUUUUCUCCGGGAACUCUGUUUUUCCUCCCACAUCCCAAAAACACGCAUAGUAGGCUAAUUCAUCCUUCUGCUGUGAAUUGGAAUGAGUUUAUCCCUUGUAGGCAGGGCCGGCCCAGCCUAUAGACCCUACUCACCUACGUCACAAAAUGGGCGUGUCGCUGUUUCCGGCCGCCAUAUUGUACCUCUUUUUCAGACCUAUUCUCAUUGUUUUCAAUUAGUCGAGCAAGUUAUAGAGCAAUUCAUGGAAGCCCCGGUGUUAUCUGACGCUGUAAACUCAUUGGAUCCGUUGCAUAAAAGGCGUUACGUGGAAAAGCUUCAGUUUAUCCAUUCGCCAGAUCCGUAUUUGAUGCCUAAAUCGAUGUUUUUCGACCCGCUGGCUUCGCCGUCUUUGCCUGACAUCUGCUAUCCUGAUAUUUACAACUAUCUUGUCCACACAAAAUCAGCCUAUUCUCACGAAACUUUGAAAAACUUUAAGAGCUUGGAGGCUUAUAAAUGCUACGUUGCUGGUUGGGUGAAACAGGUCCUCGUACACGAAAAUUCGGCUGGAAUCUUGUGCUCGGAAGGUGAGUUACGAAAUUUUCAAUUCAAAAUCUUUUGUUCUUGCUAACAUCCACUGUCAAGUCUAAUGUAUUUCAUGUCAUUUGUCAAUGGAGCUAGGGCUUUUAAUGUUUAUAUGGUUUAGCGAUAGCACUCUCACUACAUACAUACGUGUAUGUUGUCGGCGAUUAGCCUAGCAGUGAUCUUAAUUGUGGUUGUCAGCCCAAAACCCUCUAAAUAUAUAUUAAAUGCAUCUUACCAGAUAUAAAAUGACUACUACAUAAUCUGUGGUAGUCGUUUGGAGCCCAGUUUUCUCGUCGAAUUGCAGCAGUCAAUCUCGGUCUCCUCUUCGGCUCUCUCGGAAUACGGUAAAAAUUCAAGUCUCUCCGUCUAUCUUCUCUGUUUUUGCAACCGACCGCCACACACGACUUCACCAUUUUGAUUAUUAAUGUUAACGAGCAGAAAAACACGCCAUAAUAGGAGGAAUUUACGAAGCGCUAAUGCAUUAACAUGACUAGUAUCCGGACAACAUGGCGCGGGGGCGUGGCUGUGACGUCACGUGAGUAGGGUCUAUAGACCCUACCCACCGACGUCACAAAAUCACGUGCUCGCUGUAUGGUUCUGCCCCCUUGUCCGUCAUUUUGUGUCUGUAUUAUCAAUGGUCUCAAUUGAUCGAGCAAUUUAUAAUGCAUUUCAUGGAAGACCCGGUGCUUUCGGAUGCCGUAAACUCAAUUAAUGCGUUGCAUAAAAGGCGUUAUGUGGAAAAGCUUCAGUUUACCCAUUCGCCAGAUCCAUAUUUGAUGCCUAAAUCGAUGUUUUUCGACCUGCUGUCUCCGCCGUAUUUGCCUGACAUCUGCUAGCUACCCUGAUAUGUACAACUAUCUUGUCCACACAAAAUCAGCCUAUUACACGAAAGUUUGAAAUACUUUAAGAGCUUGGAGGCUUAUAAAUACUUCGUUGUUGGUUGGGUAAACAGGUCCUCGUCCACGAAAAUUCGGCAGGAAUCUAUCUUGUGCUUGGAAAGGUGAGUUACGAAAUUUUCAAUUCAAAAUCUUUUGUUAUUGCUAACAUCCACUGUCAAGUCUAAUGUAUUUCAUGUCGUUUGUCAAUGGAGUUAGGGCUUUUAAUGUUUAUAUGGUUUAGCGAUAGCACUCUCACUACAUACAUACGUGUAUGUUGUCUGCGAUUAGCCUAGCAAUGAUCUUAAUUGUGGUUGUCAGCCCAAAACCCUCUAAAUAUAUAUUAAAUGCAUCUUACCAGAUAUAAAAUGACUACUACAUAAUCUGUGGUAAUCGUUUGGAGCCCAGUUUUCUCGUCGAAUUGCAGCAGCCCAUCUCGCUCUCUUCUCUCCGGGUCUCUCGGAAUCCGGUAGAACUUCAAGUCUCUCCGUCUAUCCUCUCUGUUAUUGCAACCGACCGCCACACACGCCUUCACCAUUUUGAUUAUUAAUGUUAACGAGCAGAAAAACACGUCGUAAAUAGGAGGAAUGUACGUAGCCGUAACAGGUAAACUUGAUGUGUUGACGGACAAUUGGGCGGCACCAGUCAGGAGGAAGGAGUUGUGACGUCACGUGGGUAGGGUCUAUACAAGCUUAACACCAUCUACCACGUUAAUUAUCACCUUUACAAUACAUUGUAACACCCCUACCUUGUAUAAUUUAGCUAAAUAUGAGUAUACUGUUGGUAUGGACAUGCUGUAGUCUAUCUCUGGGCUACACUAACGAAGUUGUAAAAUUCUCCUUUCUUAGCAGUUAAAUGCCACACCGCCGGACAAACCAUUUGUCUCUUACAUCAUGACUGUGGACCCACUGUACUUUUGACGUCAUGUGGCAAUAAAGCUUUCUAUUCAACUCAAGCAACGCCUGUUGUCUGCUUUAAUAAGUCCAUUACUUUACACCAGGGGUCCCCAAACUUUUUCAUGUGAGGGCCACAUAACUUUUCCCUUCUCUGAUAAGGGUCCGGGGUCAGUUUGUAACAGAAAACAAUUGCAGGAGUGCCUAAAUAUACAAAUUUAUUGUUUUUCAGAAAGCCACAAUCAAAAAACCCUUUCUGGAUUCUUCACGGAACAAAAGUAAAUAAAAUAAUAUAAUGAUAAAACUAUUAAUUAAAUAGAUAAUAACCCAACAACCCUCUCUGGGUUAUUCACAGA